CAGAGAAUCGCCAUGACCUAUCAUUCAGAAAGUUUCUCAAAAAUUAAUUUCUAUACCUUCUUAGUACCCAUAACAUGAGCAACGAUAUGUUCAAUAGAUUCAACCGGUUCUGAAAUUCCAUCAUUUUCAAAAUUUCGACUCCAAUGAUCCAAUAAAUGACCGAUAGUACGAUUAUGAACACUGCUGCUCCUACAGAAGUUCUUCACUCUCGCCGCAGGCAUAAUAUUCACUCUCAGAAAAUUGUCUUCACGGUGGAAAAUGAAAAUACGCAGAACACGCAGAACAGCGCAGUCAAUCAUUUCUCACAGCCGCAGCAGUGUGGCGCUGUGCAUGACGCAGUCGCAGAAUGUCAAGAUAUAAAAAUAUAAGUUACGUACAGUCGGUUCACAAGCAAAUUAGCUCUAGCGAUAGAUAAAAAAAAAUACAAAACUUCGGGACUAGUUCCUAGCACAAAGCACGUGUUCCUAUCUCUCUCUGAGUUAUUUUACUCAUGGAUCGACUAUAUAUAAUUGUAGGAGGAACAGCAAAUCGUUAGAUCUAUAGUAAAGAGCUUCCGGUAGCAGCAUUGACGCAAGUGCCUUUACCAGUGUUUACUAAAUUAAUUGUAUCGUUAAGAAGUUUCUUAAUUAGUUUACUGCUAGUAUCAAUGGGUUGGUUAUUGCCUAUCUGAACAUGGUUCGGACAUGGGAAUUAAUAGAAAUCAAACGAAUAGAGCCAUCUUCAGAUGAUUGCAAUAUUUCUGAGUACCUGCAUAUAUUACAUACUAUAGAUAUGCUGCUACUACAUACUGCUUCGAAAAAAUGGAUUCCACUUUCUGGAUAAACAUCCACUGAAAGAGACACGUGUCAUACCGACGAAUCAGAACGCUAUACAAAAGGCAUAUGAAUUUACAGAAAGAAGCGUUUAUUUAUCAAUACUAUCUGAUAAUCAUAUUGAUAAAUCUACAAUUGUUUGGACUUUUUUACGUAACAUUUUGGGCUGCUGCGUAAUCAGUUUACGAGGAAAGUUUGAGACGCACGCGUCGAUAAUAUAUUGAGGACAUUCUGUAAUUCACUACCAGCGCCGCAAGCACUGUGGCAGUAUAGUACUUGUAUGUAUUAUUGCAUAUACAUAUACACAGAGAGAGCGGAGAAAGCAGAGAAGGUUUAGAAAGAUAAGUAGGUCUUGGAAUGUCGUGAAGGAGGAGAAAAAAUACAGUAUUCGAAUGGUGGAAUGUAUAAAUGAACGAGUAGCCGGGCAAAGAAGGACGAAGAAAGCGAACUAGAAGAAGGGAGAAAAAACGAGGAGUAGGAUUUACUGAGUUUUGAGGCUCUCGAUUAUUUAGUUGAGCAAGAGGCUUCCGUUUGUUCGGUCGAUUGAUGCUUCAACGGUCGUAUACGAACAGAAUUGCGUACCUAGGACGGCGAAAGAUUAAAAACAUGUUGUUACUUUUUGGUUCGACUUGUGCGCUCGUUGCUGGCAUCCUCAUAUAUACAAAAUCCCGAAAAAAUUGGCCGCUGGUUUUCCAUGAGAUUCUCUAUGAGAUCAAAUACAAUGUUCUUGGAUCCAAAGGACUUAUUAUUGACAGACUGGAAGCGCGUUACAACAAGACUGAUAUGCCAAGAAAGACUGGUAAAAUUGCCAUUGUUACUGGAGGAUCACGGGGAAUUGGUGCAACCGUUGUAAAAAUGUUACUACAAUGUGACAUGGAAGUAAUUAUUGCUUGUCGAGCACCUGCAGCGGGUGAAAAGGCGAUUAGAGAAAUUCGAAAAUCUGGCGUUAAUGAUGGAAUUGCAAAGGUUUACGAGUUGGAUAAUGCGGAUUUGAAUUCCGUGCGCAGAUUCGCAGACUGUAUCAAGAGAGAUUACAGCCGAAUCGACGUACUUGUAAAUAAUGCUGGGAUCAUGUUUACACCUUAUGCUGAAACAAAGGAUGGCUUCGAGCAACAAUGGGCGAUCAAUUACUUGUCACAUUUCUUAUUGACAUCGUUAUUGUUACCUUUAUUAAAAAAUGGCGGUUCACCAUCGGAAUGCGCCAGAGUUGUUAACGUAUCGUCGUGCGCUCACCUUGUGGGCAUCAUCAAUUUCGAGAACAUCAAUUACAAGGAACAGUUCAUCACAUCCGCCGCUUAUGCUCAGAGUAAAUUGGCUCAGGUGAUGUUCACAAAAUCGCUUCAACAACUUUUUACCGAGAAACAACUACACAUUAAAACUUAUGCCGUCCAUCCUGGAAUAGUUAAUACCGAUCUGUUCAAUGACACUCUCCUAAGCAAGUAUUUCAAAUGGUUGCUGCCUCUAAUAUUUAAGACUCCUACCGAAGGAGCAACACCAAUCGUUUAUGCAGCUGUAAGUAAAUCUGUCGAAGAAAGAGGUGGAAUCUAUAUAAGUAAUUGCAAGGAAAGUCCUGUAAAUCCAUUAGUCUCAGAUGCAUCAAUUUUAGAUCGUCUCUUUGAACUCUCCUUAAAACAAGUCAGGUUAAAUGACUUUUUUCAAGAGUUAUAAAUGUCUUUUGUAGUGGCGUCAUCAAAAUUGAAACUGCUGACUGUAUUUAUUUCCAUUAAAGUAUUUCAUUACUGCUCUUAUGAAUGGUAGAGCAUAUUGUUAGGUCAGCAAUUCUAUGGCAGGCAUACCGUGUAAAGCAGUCUGUGUUAACUAUAUUUGUCUUGCUACAUUUUGUAAAAAUAAAUACUAUGAUAGAUAAUUAA
Molecule: messenger RNA, 2683 nt
Organism: Cephus cinctus (wheat stem sawfly)
Lineage: Eukaryota; Metazoa; Arthropoda; Insecta; Hymenoptera; Cephidae
Product: dehydrogenase/reductase SDR family member on chromosome X
Exons: 8
Coding region: 1359-2480 (373 amino acids)
Source: RefSeq, a predicted model, not a curated record